Molecule: messenger RNA, 1037 nt
Organism: Prosopis cineraria
Lineage: Eukaryota; Viridiplantae; Streptophyta; Magnoliopsida; Fabales; Fabaceae
Product: meiotic nuclear division protein 1 homolog
Exons: 10
Coding region: 160-825 (221 amino acids)
Biological process (GO): reciprocal meiotic recombination
Cellular component (GO): nucleus
Molecular function (GO): double-stranded DNA binding
Source: RefSeq, a predicted model, not a curated record
UACUGUCAAACAAACCCUAAAAGUACUCCUUUUCCCGCCAAAGAGAAAUUGACUGCCGCACGGAAACCGCGCUUCUGGAAUCUUCCUUCAAUUCUUAACUCUUCAACAUUCCACCUCCACCGCCGACCGUCGGUUCGCUGCUCGCUGACCACCGUCGCAAUGUCGAAGAAAAGAGGUCUUUCAUUGGAAGAGAAGCGUGAGAAGAUGCUCCAAAUCUUUUACGAGUCACAAGACUUCUUCCUGCUUAAGGAGCUUGAGAAGUUAGGUCCCAAGAAAGGUGUCAUCACUCAGUCCGUGAAGGAUGUCAUCCAAAGUUUAGUGGACGAUGACCUUGUUUCAAAAGAUAAGAUAGGAACUUCUGUAUACUUUUGGAGUCUUCCAAGCUGUGCAGGAAAUCAGCUUAGGAAUGUUCACCACAAACUUGAAUCUGAACUAAAAAGCAACAAGAAGCGGUACGUUGAGCUUGCUAAUCAAUGUGAGGGGCUAAAGGAGGGACGAGAGGAAUCUGACGAGCGAGAGGAGGCCUUAGCAGAUCUUAAAGCCAUUGAGCUGAAGCAUAAUGAGUUGAAGGAAGAGUUGGGGAAGUAUGCAGACAAUGAUCCAGCUGCCAUUGAAGCAAUGAAGGAAGCAAUUGAAGUUGCCCAUGCAGCAGCCAACAGAUGGACAGACAACAUUUUCACCCUGAAGCAAUGGUGUUCAAACAACUUCCCCCAGGCCAAGGAGCAGCUUGAAAACAUGUAUAAGGAGAUUGGUAUAACAGAUGAUUUUGACUAUUUGGAGUUAGCACCUCUUCCCCUCAGGGCUGUUGGUGAUUUGGAACUUUGAGGCGAGAUGAAGGCCGUGUCUCUCUUAGUUGCUGAUCUUAAUAAAGUAAAGCUGAUUAUGAUUAUUUCCCAUGACAUCAUCAAACAAAGAACAGUGGCAUGUUAUUUUCUUUUCCCCACUUCCCUAACUUGAUCAAAGUCCUCAGGGAUAGCAAAAUUAGCUGAAAAAAACAUCAGGUUUUACGAAUAUACAAGAUUUAAGAUUUACCUGAA